AUGACUGCCACAAGCCGUUGCUAUUUGAGCAAUCACGAGGUUCUUCGUGAGUAUUUUGCACCUGUUCAUCAUGAUGAUCCACCGCCACCACUUGUGGAGGAUGAUUUUUAUGACGAGGAUGAUGAUCCAAUGCCACUCCUUGAGGAUGAUUGUGAUUCUUCUGAGAGCGAUACAUAUUGGGAUGAUGAAAGUGUUGGUGACAUUACAGCCAUUGUCAAUGACUCUUAUGAGGAGGUCGAUGAUCUACCAUCACUACCACUUGUGGAAGAAGAGUUGAAUUUGUACGAUGAUCUACCACCUCUAGUGGAUGAUGACAAUGUUGAUUUGGCUGGUGACAUGAUUGUUCUGUCCUCACAUUGUAGUGAAUCUUGGAGACUUUUUCAUAGAGUCUGA
This is a messenger RNA of Naegleria lovaniensis, 393 nucleotides long. RefSeq lists its product as uncharacterized. Lineage: Eukaryota; Heterolobosea; Eutetramitea; Acrasida; Naegleriidae. The record is from RefSeq and is a predicted model, not a curated record. The coding region runs from base 1 to 393 and encodes 130 amino acids. The transcript has a single exon.